Dictyostelium discoideum AX4 is the source of this 3390-nucleotide messenger RNA. Its product is annotated as phospholipase D. Bases 1 to 3390 code for a protein of 1129 amino acids. The transcript is spliced from 3 exons. NCBI's taxonomy places the organism in Eukaryota, Evosea, Eumycetozoa, Dictyosteliales, Dictyosteliaceae. The record is from RefSeq and is a predicted model, not a curated record. Gene Ontology annotation, molecular function: D-type glycerophospholipase activity; catalytic activity.
AUGUUUGUUUUACAAAUUCAUAGUGUAACAUUUUAUAAUUCAUCGACACAAACUAAAUCGAGAAAUGUAUUUUUAGAUAUAUCAAAUGAAAAUCAACCAUCAAGAAGAUAUUUUGUAGGUAGAUUUUCAACAUCAUCAACAAAGUCAUGUGAGUCAAUAAUUCAUAUUUCAAAAACACCAAUUACAGUGCACUUAUCAUAUGGUCCAUUAAUGUAUCAUGAUUUAGGUCCACAAACAAUCUAUGAUUUCUUGUAUGAAGAUAAAAAGAAUUUAGGUCAAAAAAAGUUUUUAACAUUUGGAAGAAGAGGACCAUUAUAUCAUGUUUGUUAUUCUAUUCAACCAGUUAAAUAUUCAUAUGGAUUUUCAUUAAGUAGAAUAAGUUGUUUAAAACAAAUUACAUCAUACAAAGAUCAAUUAUAUGCAGAGGUAGAGUUUAAUCAUAGUACUCAAAGUAUUGGACCUGGUCCAACAAAUAGAUAUCAUUUAGGUAGUUUUGUUUCUCAUGAUGUAACUGAUAUUCAUUCUGUUCACAAUUUAUCGUUUCAGAGUUUAGUUAAUUUUGUUUUAACAUUUUAUAUAAAAACAUCAACAGCUGAAUAUGUAUUGGGAACUUUAAAAUUUACACCAAUUUAUGAAAUGCCAAAUAAUAAUAAUAAUAAUAAUAAUAAUAAUAAUAAUAAUAAUAAUAAUAAUAAUAAUAGUACCAGUAGCAGUAGCAGUAUUAGUAGUAAUAAUAAAUCAUCACCAACAUUACCACCAAUUUUAACAACAAAUAAUGUAAAAAAUACUAGUAAUAAUAAUAAUAAUAAAAAUAUUUAUUUACCAAAGGAUUUAAAAAUAACGCCAAUUGGUAAUAAUAGUAAUAAUAAUAAUAAUAAUAAUAAUAAUUAUUCAAAUUGGAUAAUUAAAACCAAUGAUAUCAAUGAUUUAAAAGAUAAGCAAAAUACAGGUGGAUUAUAUUGUUAUAGAAAUUCAGAUGAUAAUGUACAUACAUUCCUUCAGAAUGAAUCGAGUAUCUCUAAAAAGAUUACAUUAACAUCACCAGAAGGAAAAGGUUCAUAUGAAUUUGUUUUUAAUCUUUUAAAAACUGAUUUCAUGAUGAUUAGUUCAACCCAAGAUAAUCAAAAUCAAACUACAAAUUAUGAAGCUGAACAUAUUGAUUUUAGUCAUAAGCAUAAUCAAAUAAAUUCAACUUCAACUUUAAAAUUUAGUAGUAAUCAACAGCAACAACAACAACAACAACAACAACAACAACAGCAACAACAAAAAUUACCAUCUCAUUAUUCCAUCGAUCAAAGUAAUGAAUAUAAUCAAAAUAAUAAUAAUAAUAAUAAUGAAAAUUUAGAAAUAUCAACAAAUUCAUUUAGUAUUCAAACUGAGGAUAAUCAAGUUGAAGUAUUAAUUGAUGGAUUACAAACAUUUAGAAGGUAUUAUGAAAUAAUGAUGAAUUCACAACAUAGUAUAAGUAUUUUGGCAUGGGAAUUAACAUUUUCAUUUGGUUUAGUUAUGACAAAGAAUGUUAAAUCUGAAUUACCACUUCAUGUUGAUCCAAUGUCAAAAUGGAUAACAUUAGAAGAUGUAUUAAUCUCAAAGGUAUUGGAUGGUGUCAAUGUUAGAAUCAUAGUUUGGAGACAUGAAUUAUUAUCUCACGUCACUAGAUUCCUUUAUUUAGGUGAAGUCACCAUUGAACGUGAAGUUUCAAAAUUAGAGAAAAGAUGUAAACGUUUAGGUGUAGUUUGUAAUGUUUUUCAUACUCAUAAUAUGCCCGGCUUAGAUUCAGAAUUUGCUGAUAUAAAUAGUCCAUAUUUACAUUAUGAUCAUUCAAAAUCACAACAACAACAACAACAAUCUUCAAAAAAUAAUAAUAAUCACAACAAUCACAAUAAUAAUAAUCACAAUAACAAUUCAAGCGAAAAAUUAAAAAAUGAUAAAAAAAAGAAACAACAUGUUCCAAGUAUUACAGUUGUAAUUGUUGGUAAUCCACAAGGUAUUUUAUCAUCACAUCAUGAAAAAUUAUUAUUGGUAGAUUCUGAAUGUCCUGAUCAUUGUGUUGCUUUUACUGGUGGUUUUGAUAUUGCUAGAGGUAGAUAUGAUCAACCAUUACAUCAAAUACCAAGACCAUACAUUCCUGUUAAUAUAAAUAAAUCAACAUCAACAACAACCCCUCCUUCAACUUUACCAAUAUCAACUCAAAAAUCACCAUCAAACAGUAAUAAUAAUAAACAAGAGGAACAACAAAUUCAAGAUGAAGAAAUUGAAGAAGAACCACAAUUAUUAAAUACAAAUAAUAAAGUAUUAUCAAAUAAACCAAUAAGAUAUACUGGUAGAAAUGUUCAACCAAUUUUAAGACAAAUUAGAUUCUUAUGGCAUGAUAUUCAAAUUUUAUUGAGAGGACCAAGUACACAACAUUUAAGAUUACAUUUCUUUCAACGUUGGAUUCAUGCAUUCUCUCAAAAUGUAUCAAUUACAAGAACUGCAUCAUUGGAUGUAUUGCCAAGUUCAAUAACAUGUACAAAGAAUCAUAACACUCUACCCAAACAACAUGUAAUUCAUAAUGAUCCUGCAAAAGUUUAUAAUCAUUGUUCAGUACGUUUAUUUAGAACUUGGAAAGGUGUUAUCGAUAAUAACAUGAUGUUUGACGAAUACGCCAAAAUGAUUUUAAAUGCAAAGGAAUUCCUAUACGUAGAACAUCAAUAUCCAUUUCAAAAUUUUACCCUCACCUAUUAUAUGUGUGAAGCAUUAAAAGCAAAUCCAAAACUUCAUCUAUUGGUUGUAACUCCAGUUAAAACUGAUUUACCAAGUGGUUUAGUUGGCGAAUUAUUCGACUGGUCUCAAGAUCAUAUCAUCAAACAUCUUCAUUUAAUUCAUAGUAUUGCACCCGAUAGAGUUGGUAUCUAUGGUUUAGUACAACAAGAUCAUGAAACCAAUCGUCUGAAACCAAUUUACAUUCAUUCCAAAUUGUUUAUCGUUGAUGAUACCAUUCUAAACGUCGGUAGUACCAAUAUGGAUAAUAUGAGUUUCUUUCACUCGAGCGAACUUUGUGCCUCUAUAACCGAACCAAUAUUGGCAAAAGAAACUCGUGUCACUUUAGCAAAAGAACAUUUAGGAAAACAUUAUACAAAAAGUAUGGAAUCAAACUUUAUCGAUAUGUUUAAUGCUUUCAGAAAAGUAUCAGAAGAGAAUUAUGAACGUUUACGUUAUAAAAGAUUACUCAUCGGAAGACCAAUCUCUCUAACACCUGCAGAUAAAUAUGAAUUCAUAUUGAAAAAGAUUUAUUAUCCAAAUAAAUUUACAAAAAUUUUAUAUAAAAUGGGUUUAGAUUCUGAAGAAUGGUUAAAUAAAAUGUUUAACCCAUCGAGUUGGAUGAAUUUAUUUAAACCAAAAUUAUAA